CCAUUUUUAUUCUGAUAUCGAUAGCGAUUCGGCUCGCCGGGAUCCGGUAGGUGAGUCACGCUAAAACUCUUCUACCGAAACAUUUACCGCAAAAACGAAACCAGCAAACGCUUCCACACUCUGAAUUUCUUUUCACGAGCAUGAGAAGUCUGAGAGCUCACAAGCAAACAUUUUGACGAUAUUGGCUCCAAUUUUGGUUCAGAGACAGUUGUGAACUUCAGUUGGAAGUUCGUAUGGUAAAACGUGGCUUGUGCAUAUCGCGUUGCUAUUGAGUGCGGAAGUAGUCAGGAAUCAAAAUGGCGGCAGCGGAGUUGAAAUAUUUGAUUGUAGACAAGGAUUUGGUGAGUGAUCCAGCAUCUCAGGCAGAAUGGACGUCCAAGAGACUUGUCUGGGUACCGGACGAGGUCCAUGGCUUCGUGGCAGCAAGCAUCAAAAGCGAGAAAGGCGACAACAUCACGGUAGAAAUCGCCGACAAUAACAAGUCUCGCGUUGUGAACAAGGAUGACAUUCAGAAGAUGAACCCUCCCAAGUUCAACAAAGUGGAGGAUAUGGCCGAGUUGACCUGUCUGAAUGAAGCAUCAGUUCUCUACAAUCUCAAAGACAGAUACUACUCUGGCCUUAUUUAUACAUAUUCCGGCUUGUUCUGUGUUGUGGUCAACCCUUACAAGAAGCUACCCAUUUACUCAGAGAAGGUCAUUGAGCUCUACAAGGGCAAGAAGCGUCAUGAGGUGCCUCCUCACGUCUAUGCUAUCACAGAUACUGCAUAUCAUAGCAUGCUGCAAGACCGUGAAGACCAGUCCAUCCUGUGCACUGGGGAGUCUGGUGCAGGCAAGACAGAGAACACCAAGAAAGUCAUUCAGUACCUGGCCUACAUUGCUGCUAGUAAGGGAGGCAAAGGGACUACUGCCUCUCAGUUACAGCCUUCCCCUGUAAAGAAAGAUUUAAAUAGGACAUUUACAGGCGAGUUGGAGGCUCAGCUUCUUCAAGCCAAUCCUAUCCUGGAAUCCUUUGGCAAUGCCAAGACAGUCAAGAACGACAACUCCUCCAGAUUUGGGAAGUUUAUCCGUAUCAACUUUGAUACUUCAGGCUACAUCUCCGGAGCCAGCAUUGAGACUUACCUUCUUGAGAAGGCUCGUGUGACUCGUCAAGCUGCGACUGAGCGUGCUUUCCAUAUCUUCUAUCAGCUCUUUGCUGGAGCAACUGAUGCACAGAAGAAGGAACUGCUGUUGGAUGACAUCAACAAUUACAAAUUCCUGAGCAAUGGCCAUGUCCCUGUGGCAGGAGUUAGUGACUUGGAUGAGUUUGAUGCGACUCAAGAAGCGUUUGACAUCAUGAGUAUGACUGAAGAUAGCAUGUCCGUGUUCAAAGUUGUGUCUGCAGUGUUGUUGUUUGGAAACUUGACGUUCAAGUCGGAGAGGAACAACGACCAAGCCAUCCUUCCAGAAACUACAAUUGCUCAGAAGCUGUGUGCCCUUCUCGGCCUGAAUGUGACAGAUAUGACUAAAGCUUUGCUGAAGCCCAAACUGAAAGUGGGUCGUGACUUUGUCCAUAAAGCUCAGACAGUCGCACAGGUUGAGUUUUCGUCGCAAGCCCUUGCCAAGGCUAUCUAUGAACGUCUGUUCAAGUGGAUUGUGAGUCGCAUCAACAAGUCGCUGGAUCGCACCACACGCACUGGCGCUUCCUUCAUUGGAAUCUUGGAUAUUGCUGGAUUUGAGAUCUUCAGGAUGAAUUCUUUUGAGCAGCUGUGCAUCAACUACACCAACGAGAAGCUGCAGCAACUGUUCAACCACACUAUGUUCAUCAUGGAACAGGAAGAGUAUCAGCGUGAAGGCAUUGAAUGGAAGUUCAUUGAUUUUGGUCUGGAUCUUCAACCGUGCAUUGAUCUCAUUGAGAAGCCCAUGGGCAUUCUGGCUCUCCUUGAUGAAGAGUGUUGGUUCCCUAAAGCUACCGACAAGAGUUUUACUGAGAAACUUUGCAAGACUCACAUCAAUCAGCCUAAGUUCCAGAAACCUGACUUCCGUUCAGACAGUGACUUUGCCGUCCACCACUACGCUGGAAAGGUGAACUAUUCCGCUGCUGCAUGGCUGAUGAAGAACAUGGAUCCUCUCAAUGAUAACGUCGUUUCACUACUCCAGAACUCCAACGACCCCUUCAUCUGUAAUAUCUGGAAGGAUGCUACCAUUGUCAGCAUGAGUGCACUUGCUGGUGGAGAUUCUCCAUCUGUCUUUGGCUCCUCACGUACUCGCAAGGGUAUGUUCCGUACCGUGGGUCAACUUUACAAGGAUCAGCUGUCACGAUUGAUGGUCACACUACGCAACACUAACCCCAACUUUGUGCGUUGCAUCAUUCCCAACCAUGAGAAGAAGGCUGGUAAGAUUGAUUCUCAGCUUGUCUUGGAACAGCUUCGUUGCAACGGUGUCUUGGAAGGAAUCCGCAUCUGUCGUCAGGGUUUCCCUAACCGUAUCAUCUUCAUGGAGUUCAAGCAGCGAUAUGAGCUACUGACUCCCAAUGUUAUUCCUAAAGGCUUCAUGGAUGGCAAGAUUGCAGUCAGGAAGAUGAUCGAAGCCCUGGAUCUGGAGCCCAACUUGUACCGUAUUGGACAGAGCAAGAUUUUCUUCCGUGCUGGUGUGUUGGCUCAUUUGGAGGAGGAACGUGAUCUGAAACUGACUGACAUCAUCAUCCAAUUCCAAGCUCACUGCCGAGGCAUGUUGUCUCGCAGAUUUUACCAGAAACGUGUGCAGCAGCUGAGUGCUAUUCGUAUUAUCCAACGCAACUGUCUGUCGUAUCUCAAGCUACGUAACUGGCCAUGGUGGCGUCUCUUCACCAAGGUCAAGCCAUUGCUUAACGUGACUCGUCAAGAAGAUGAAAUGGAAGCCAAGGAUACUGAACUACGUAAGGUCAAGGACAAGCUGGGCAAGUUUGAGGGCGAUUACUCAGACCUGGAGAGGAAAUUCCAACAGAUUGUGGAAGAGAAGAGUAUCUUAGCUGACCAACUACAGGCCGAGGCGGAGAUUAGCGCUGAAGCUGAAGAGAUGCGAGCCAAACUUGCUGCCAAGAAACAAGAACUAGAGGAGAUCCUUCAUGACAUGGAAAGCCGUAUUGAAGAGGAAGAAGAACGUUCGCAGAACUUAGCCAAUGAGAAGAAACGACUUGGAGGUCACAUCCAAGACCUUGAGGAACAGUUGGAAGAGGAAGAAGCUCAGCGACAGAAGCUUCAAUUGGAUAAGGUCAGCCUGGAUGCAAAGGUCAAGAAAUAUGAGGAAGACUUGGCUAUACUGGACGAUAAUCAUGCCAAGUUAAUCAAGGAGAAGAAAUCAAUUGAUGAACGUUUGUCUGAUGCGGAGGCCACCUUGCUUGAAGAGGAGGAGAAGAAUAAAGGUUUGAUGAAGCUGAAGUCUCGUCAUGAAUCUACCAUCGGUGAACUGGAGGACAAAUUGCGUCGAGAGGAGAAGGGACGCAAUGACCUGGAGAAGGUCAAGCGUAAGAAUGAGACUGAUCUGAAUGACCUACGAGAACAGUUGAAUGAACUCCGUGCCCAGGUGGAUGAAUUGAGAGCUCAACUGGCCAAGAAAGAAGAAGACCUGCAGGCAGCUCUGCAAAAGGCUGAUGAAGAGAUGGCAGCCAAGAACACAGCUCUCAAGAACCUGCGAGAGUUGCAGAAUCAGGUAUCAGAGCUGACAGAAGAUCUGGAUGCUGAGAGAGCAGCGAGAAACAAGGCCGAGAAACAGAAGAAAGACAUGAAUGAGGAAUUGGAAGCACUCAAGUCCGAGCUGGAAGAUUCCAUUGACUCAACUGCAGCUCAGCAGGAGCUUAGAAAUAAACGCGAGUCAGAACUGACAGAUCUACGUAAAUCUCUUGAGGAUGAGACUAAGUCACAUGAAGCAACUAUCACUGAACUCCGACACAAGAACAAUGUCAUUGUAGAGGGUUUGAAUGAGCAACUGGAGACUUUCAAGAGGAGCAAAUCUUCCCUGGAGAAGAACAAGUCUAGUUUGGAGGCCAGCCAUGCUGAGCUGAAUAACGAUAUCAAGACAUUGACUCAGUCCAAGCAAGAGUCUGAGCGCAAGCGGAAGAAUCUGGAAGCUCAGUUAUCUGAGAUGUCCGUCCGUCUUACUGAGACAGAGAGGAGUCGUAAUGAGCUGUCUGAUCGUGCAACAAAGCAGCAGAGUGAGCUGGAGUCCCUGACUAUCCAGCUGGAAGAAUCUGACACUAAGGCCGCACAGUCCGGUAAAUCUGCUAACUCCCUCGUAGCUCAACUAGCUGAAGUCCAGGAAAAUCUGAAUGAGGAGACACGUCAAAAGCUGGAUCUGAGCUCCAAGUUGAGAGCCAGUGAGGAUGAAAAGGAACAGCUACAAGAGCAGCUUGAUGAGGAGGAGCAAGCAAAGAAUAACCUGCAGCGUCAAGUCAGCAGUCUGACUAUACAGCUCCAAGAUUCCAAGAAGAGACACGAGGAGGACCAGUCGUCUUUGGAUUAUGCUGAAGAGUCUCUCAAGAAAUCCCAGCGUGAACUUGAGGCAACGCAGACCAGACUAGAAGAAGUACUUGCUAACAGUGACAAAUUGGAGAAGACCAAGAAACGCCUGCAAGCUGAGCUUGAUGACAUUGUUGUUGACAUGGAGAAGGAACGAGCUUUGGUCAACAACCUCGAGAAGAAACAGAAGAAGUUUGACAGUCAUUUAGCCGAUGAGCGUGCUGAGAAAGAGCGUCUGUUGCAAGAGAAAGACCAGACUGACAAGGAACUCCGAGAGAAGGAGACUAAGCUGAUUUCACUCAAUCGUGAGUUGGAGGAGUUACAGGACCAGCUGUCGGACAGCGAACGCAUCCGGAAAUCCCAGGCAGCUGAACUUGAUGAGGUUAUGUCAUCCAAGGAUGAUGUUGGCAAGAAUGUUCAUGGUUUGGAAAAAUCCAAGAAAAAUCUGGAGACUCAGAUCGAGGAAAUGAGGACCCAGAUGGAAGAACUAGAGGACGAACUACAAGCCACUGAAGAUGCUAAACUGCGUCUGGAGGUGAACAUGCAGGCCCUGAAGACCAACUUUGAGAGGGAGGCACAAGCCAAGGAGGAGGCUCAGGAAGAAAAGAGGCGUGGUCUUAUCCGACAGCUUCGUGAGAUGGAAGGCGAACUAGAAGAAGAACGGAAGCAACGUGGGGGAGCAGUCAAUGCCAAGAAAAAGCUGGAGAUGGAUAUGAAGGAUUUGGAGGGUCAGGUAGAAGCGGCUAGUAAGAUAAAGGAAGACAGCAUCCGACAAGUCCGUAAACUACAGGCUCAGCUGAAAGAGUUCCAGCAAGACCUUGAUGAUGCCCGUCAAGCCAGAGAAGACCUCGCUGCAUCAGCUCGUGAAGCUGAACGCAAACUGAAGACAAUGGAGACAGACUCCAUGCAGCUGCAGGAGGAUCUAGCUACAUCGGAGCGACAACGACGGAAGGCAGAAUCUGAUAGGGAUGAACUGCAAGAAGAGAUCAAUAGCAACAUGACCAAGGGCAACAGUCUACUAGAAGAUAAACGUCGACAGGAACAACGCAUCGCACAGCUGGAGGAUGAGCUAGAAGAAGAACAGACAAAUGUUGAGACAUUAAUGGAGAAAGAGCGCAAGAAUUCCCAACAGUUAGAGACCAUCACCAACGAGCUGGCCUCUGAGCACUCAUCCAACCAACGACUUGAAAAUGCAAAGAUGCUGUUGGAGCGACAAAACAAGGAGCUGAAAGCCAAACUGCAAGAGCUGGAGGCGUCUGUGGGCAAGAAGAGUAAAGCAGUCAUAGCUCAGAUGGAGAGUAAGAUUGCACAGAUGGAAGAACAAUUGGACGCAGAGACAAGGGACCGUAACACCCAAGCCAAAAUGGCGAGACGUGCUGACAAGAAAAAUAAGGAAUUGGCCAUGCAAGUUGAAGAUGAAAGGCGACAUGCUGAUCAGUACAAAGAACAGGUUGACAAGGCCAAUCUUAAAAAUAAGAACCUGAAGCGUCAACUUGACGAAGCUGAGGAUGAGUGUACACGAAUCAACGGUCAGAAACGCAAGGUGCAGCGUGAGUUGGAUGAGAUGAAUGAAGCCAAUGAGGCUCUGACGAGAGAGGUCAACUCACUCAAGAGCAGAAUGAGGAGUGGUGGUGGUGGAUCCUCUCGUCCAAGUCGUUAUGGGGGGCGACGAAACGCUCCAGUUGAAAGCACCAGCUCUGCCGAUGAUUUGCCUGAUGGGGCUGGCGAUGGUGUGGAGUAAAUGAACAACAAACACAUGCACAAUUUGUUCUUCCAUUUCUGUCAGGUAGAGGGCGCUUUCCAUGCACAGUGGUGCAUGUAUGAUAUAUCCUGCAAGCAUUUUGCAUAACAUAAGAUGGCUCCUAGAAAAUAAACCAAUCUUGAGAGUACAAAACAAGUUUCAACAAAGGUUAAGGAAAGGGCAGUGGUAAUUUGAAAAGCUGGUUUUUUUUUUUAACUUGAUAUAAUUAUUCUUGUGUAUAGCAUAGACUUUUACACAGCUUAGUGAGUUUUCAUUUAAUUUCAGGUUUUUCCCCUCUAGUAUUAAUUGUAGGUUUUUGAUUAUUUUCAUGGCACUAGUAGAUCUUGAACCAAAUCAUAUUUUUUUUGUUACAUUAACCAGUUAUGGUUUGCAAACUAGAAUUUCAUGCACUUCCAUUUAGCAGGGUGUAAAGGUUUUUUUGUCUGAGUUUCUUUGUGGCAAUUAGGAUUGAUUUCUGCUGCACUCAUCAAUUUUCAGUCACACAGUUAUGCUGGGUUGGGGAUACGUUUGAUGUUUCAGACAUUUGAGUACUGUAGAUGAUUGCCUGAUCGUUAGAUUUGAAUUCAAACUAUCAACCUCAAAUAUGAAAUCAAACCCAAAAAUGUAAAUGCUAAAAUGUUGCUAAAUUAGACAAAUUCAACUUUUUUCUCUUUAUCAAGAACAGACAAUUGCAUUUUGUAUAUUAAAAGUCUGCUUCCACUAGAAUUCGGUUCAUAAUUGAUGUGUUUGAACAGUUGAAGAAGUGACCGUGGCAUUUCAACUGAAAAUAAUACGAGAUUAAUCCAAAAAGUGAAAAAAAGGUUGUAGCUAAUAUGAGCUUUAAUAUUGACCUCUGUGCUGUAGAAUAGAACUAAACCUCAUGUGGUCUGAAAAUAAAAUGUUCCACAAGGUCAAGUUUGCAAUAAACGUUUCUGAUACUUUAAUUAAAAAAAGUAAGCAUUGAUUUUUAUAUUGAACCAAACAAGUAAGGACAGUUUAUAUAUUUAGUUUAAUGAUAGAAUAAAACAGUUUUUCAUCAGCGAUAGUAAUAUAACCCAUUUCUUUUGACUUUAUUUUUCUGUAUGCAAAAGAUAACCCCUAUGCUAUUUUGUUAUCCAAUAAGUUGUUAUACUAAUACUUAGACAUUUAGAUACAAUGGAGCGGUAUUUAGUGUGUAUUUUAUUCCUCAUAGAAAAGUCAACUUUACUCUGCAGUUUUGCCUGUCAGAAAGUUUGCAAAAAUUUUGGAUUUGCUUGAAAUUGUUUUGUAAGCUUUAUGAAAGAAAAUGACAUUACUGAUUGAUAAUGGGUAUUUUGUUACUUUGUGCUGAAUAAGGGCAGACAAGCUAAUCUGUUAAACCUGCAAAUUCCAGCCAAUGUAUAAAUGAUUGGAAUGUGUUUGCUUGUGGAAAGGCAUUUAAUUAGGGUAGAAUAAGGAACUUACUGUGCUAAAUUCCAGAUAAAAGAAUAAAUAACUCACGUGUGGGAUGUUUCUGGAUACUGGGGUUUAUUUGAGGUUUAUAGCUCUCAACAAUUUUCUCUUUCGGCUCUUUGACAAAUUAAAGAUUGAAAUCGUUUAAUGCAUUCCAGAAAAAAAAAAAGAUGUAGAUUUCCAAGUUUUGCUGAUAAAAGACCUUUGGUUUUUGGUGAUAGUCUAGAAGAUUUUUUUGGUUUUGAUUCCCUUUUUUUUGUAUGUCAAAACUACAUUUUGUCACUUUAAAGUGACGUAGAGAAUCGUCUUUUUGGGUUUUUUUUUUUGCUUGUACAUAAUGAAAUGGAUUAAGCAAUGAGAUUUGCUGUAAAUGAAGCCAGAUUUCUGCUUAGGAAAAUUGGAUAAAUGCUAACAGAACAAACUGUUAAAGUCCUUACACUUCCCUGUGUAUUUCUAUUAUAUCAGGUCAUGGUGUACUUUCUAAAGCUGUACACAUGGUUAACCAGUAAUGACCCAAGACUAACAUUUACGUUGUGUAGGUUUUAUUCUUUUAAUUUCAAUCUUAUGAGUGAUCUUGGAGAUGCCAAUUCCAUGAGGGGACACAGAAUAUUUGGGGCAUGCAUUAAUUUUAAUGAAGUACUAUUUCCCUGGUAUGUUAAUAAUAUGUUGCUCGCUAAGCUGAGGUUUGCUUUUGGAAAUAAGUAAUUUUACUUAGAGCAAACAGGAUUACGGAUUAAAUGCAUAUUUUUGCUUAUUUACAUUUUGAAUUGAUUCUUAGAUUAAUGUGCUUUUAUAAGUUAACAGCAGCAGUUUGGUUUAUUUUAUACUUCUGUUGGAGUUAGUCCAGCAAUCGUAGACGUGUAUUGUAUGUUAUAUAUAGUGCCUUGGUGGUGGUUUUUGAUACUUCAGAUGCUUGGUAGCCUGGCAGCCAUUAUGUUGGAAACUUGUUUAAAUGCGGCUAACUAUAAAAUGCAGUUUAAUGUUCAUACACAAGUUUGAUGACCCAGGCAUCAAUCAAAUGUUAACGCAUCAUCCCAAAAUUUAGUGUUUAUGAGAUACACAGCAAAUUAUAAGACUAACCCAAACUUUAAUGCAGUAAUCUUGAAGUAAUGAAAUUCUAAACUGUUAGGAUAGAAAGACUUGCGUAAAACUUGGGAUAUGUAGGACUUUUUUUAAUAAGAAACAAAUGAGUAGACUUGUAUAUCCCUUGUAUGCUUAUUAAUACUAUUAUAAAAUAAUUGUCAAGCUCAUAAAAAAAAUUCAAGCUAUUAAUCUUUGAAAACCUUGCAAAUUUAAUAAAUAACUCUGUAUUGAUAA
Messenger RNA from Patiria miniata (bat star), 8960 nucleotides. Its product is annotated as myosin-10-like. Gene Ontology annotation, molecular function: ATP binding; cytoskeletal motor activity; actin filament binding. The transcript is spliced from 43 exons. The record is from RefSeq and is a predicted model, not a curated record. The coding region runs from base 297 to 6212 and encodes 1971 amino acids. Gene Ontology annotation, cellular component: myosin complex. Lineage: Eukaryota; Metazoa; Echinodermata; Asteroidea; Valvatida; Asterinidae.